Molecule: messenger RNA, 4791 nt
Organism: Musa acuminata AAA Group (dessert banana)
Lineage: Eukaryota; Viridiplantae; Streptophyta; Magnoliopsida; Zingiberales; Musaceae
Product: ABC transporter G family member 41-like
Exons: 24
Coding region: 391-4791 (1466 amino acids)
Cellular component (GO): membrane
Molecular function (GO): ATP hydrolysis activity; ATP binding; ABC-type transporter activity
Source: RefSeq, a predicted model, not a curated record
AUCAGCAACAAACUACUAACAACAAACCACUAACGAUGGAAAAACCACAGAUUAAGCUUGUAUUUUCAAACCUAUUUUACACACAAAAAUACCAAGUAAAACCUUUGCUUAGUAUGGUUGCGAGUAUUGUCAUAAUCAUCCGACAAGCUAAUCUGACAGAUAUAGAAGCAUUUCUUUUGUUUCUAUUCUAUGGGCUUGCAUAUGGACUGACUGAGUAAUACUAAUUAAGUAGUGGUCAAAGAUAGACUAUUAGGAGACUCGAACACAGUUGAAACACUAACAGUUGGGACAGUACCUGAUGUUAACUGCACAUUUCGACCUGAGUCGAUCGCCUUCUAUAAAAGCUGAUCCUUUGGUAUGCAAAAUUGUUGCACCGAAACAUUUUAAAGGAUGGCUCAGUUGGGCGAAAACAUAACCGAGUCGCUGGAUGCUGAACUAGCAGAGAUAGGAAGGAGCAUGAGGUCAUCAUUUCGAACUGCAACGGCAAGUUUGCGAAGAAGCUCCGCUGUUAGUUCCACGCGGUAUGAUGAUGACGAGAAUGAGUUGAUUUGGGCUGCAGUCGAGAGGCUACCCACCUUCGAACGAGUGAGAACAUCAGUUUUUGAUCAUUGGGAUGGUGACAAUGGCUCUGGAGAACAAAACAAAAGGAAGGUAAUUGAUGUCACCAAACUUGGAGCACUGGAGAGGCACUUGCUCAUCGAAAAUCUCAUCAAGAAUAUUGAAAGUGAUAACCUUCGCCUGUUACAGAAACAAAGAGAGAGAAUAGACAGGGUAAAUGUGAAACUGCCAACGAUAGAGGUGCGAUUCAAAGAUCUGUCUGUAGAGGCAGAAUGCGAAGUGGUUCAAGGGAAGCCCCUGCCAACUUUGUGGAACACCACGAAAAGCAUCUUAUCAGAUCUCAUUAAGGUCCCAGGUGUAAAGACUCACAAAGCUAAGAUUCACAUCCUCAAAGACAUCAGUGGGAUCAUCAAACCUUCCAGGAAAGUGUGUAUUGUUUACAGGAUGACUCUGGUACUUGGACUUCCAGGAUGUGGAAAAACCACCUUCUUGAAAGCUCUCUCUGGAAAAUUAGACAAAUCUCUCAAGGUGACAGGUGAAAUUUCUUACAAUGGCUUCGGAUUGGAAGAAUUUGUGCCUGAGAAGACAUCAGCUUACAUAAGCCAAUAUGACCUACAUAUUCCUGAGAUGACAGUGCGAGAGACAAUGGAUUUUUCAGCAUGCUUUCAAGGUGCUGGGAAUAGAGCAGAGAUCAUGAAGGAAGUGAGUCAAAGGGAGAAGCAGGCAGGAAUCAUCCCAGAUCCUGAGAUAGACACUUACAUGAAGGCAAUAUCAUUGGAAGGAUUAGAUCAAAGCCUCCAAACAGAUUACAUCUUGAAGAUAAUGGGACUGGACCUUUGUGCAGACACAAUGGUAGGGGAUGCCAUGAGAAGAGGCAUCUCAGGAGGUGAAAAGAAAAGGCUGACUACAGGAGAGAUGAUUGUUGGACCAACAACAACACUUUUCAUGGAUGAAAUAUCAUCUGGCUUAGACAGCUCUACGACCUUUCAAAUAGCUACAUGCCUUCAACAAUUUGCACACAUCACGGAAUCUACUGUCGUGGUUUCACUUCUUCAGCCAGCACCUGAGACCUAUGAACUAUUUGAUGAUAUAAUCUUAAUGGCAGAGGGAAAGAUUGUAUACCAAGGACCUUGCAAUCAUAUUCUUAACUUCUUUGAAGAAUGUGGAUUCAAAUGCCCAGAGAGAAAAGGAGUAGCUGAUUUUCUCCAGGAGGUGCUGUCAAGGAAAGAUCAAGGACAGUAUUGGUUUAAUUCAAAUAAGAUUCAUAGUUAUGUUUCUGUAGAUCAAUUCUCUAAAUCUUUCAAGGUCUAUCAAAUUGGACAGAGUCUGAGCAAGGAAUUAUCAAAGCCAUAUGAUAUGUCUCAAUCCCAUAAAAAUGCUCUAUCUUUUAAUAAGUUUUCAUUGUCAAACUGGGAACUACUUAAAGCUUGCGUAGUGAGGGAAUUGCUCCUCAUGAAAAGGAAUUCAUUUGUGUAUAUACUCAAAAUAACCCAGAUUGGAAUUGCUGCUAUCAUCACAGCGACUGUAUUUAUACGAACACAUAUGGAAGUUGACAUGAUCCAUUCCAAUUACUAUCUGGGUUCCCUCUUUUUUGCACUUAUCUCACUAAUGGUAAAUGGAUUUCCUGAAAUGGCUAUGACAGUUUCCAGACUUCCAGUCUUCUAUAGGCAACGAGACUGCUACUUUUAUCCAGCAUGGGCAUAUGCAAUUCCAGCUACUAUCCUAAAGAUACCCAUCUCUCUUGUAGAGUCAUUAGUUUGGACAUCAAUUACUUACUAUGCCAUCGGAUAUAGUCCUGAAUCAGUAAGGUUCUUCCGCCAAUUCCUCCUACUCUUUUGCGUCCACCAAAUGUCACUAUCACUGUUUCGCUUCGUCGCCUCCUAUUUUCAAACAGCAGUGGCUGCUACGAUCAGUGGUACAAUGUGUUUGAUAGUAAUCCUGUUGUUUGGUGGCUUCGUUAUUCCAAAACCCUAUUUACCAGGUUGGUUAAGUUGGGCAUUCUGGAUUUCUCCAUUGUCUUAUACACAGAUAGGCUUAGCUGUUAAUGAAUUCCAUGCGCCAAGAUGGCAAAAGCCACAGGUCUCAUCAGCAAAUAUGACAAUAGGGCAGCAAGUUUUGACCAGCCGUGGACUAAACUACCAGAGCUACUUCUACUGGGUAUCGAUAGCAACACUAAUUCUAUCGAUUUUUCUACUCAAUGUUGCAUUCACCUUGUCAUUAACUUUCAGAAGACCUGUUGGGGUUUCUCGUGUCAUUAUCUCUCUUAAAAAGCUUUCUCAAAUACAAGGCACGGAAAAUGGAGAGGAUACAAGUCAUCCAAAUAGUGAAUCUCCCGCUGGAUCACCUGUGAGGUCUACAUUGCCAAAAAGAACUGGGAAGAUGGCUAAUCUGUCAGAAAAAAUGGUUUUACCUUUCGUUCCCCUAGCAAUGACAUUUCAGAAUGUGAAUUACUAUGUUGACACUCCUCUGGAAAUGAGAGAACAAGUCCAUGCAGAAAAAAGGCUACAACUGCUUCACAAUAUCACAGGAGCUUUCCAGCCUGGAAUUCUUUCAGCGCUGAUGGGAGUAAGUGGAGCAGGGAAGACUACCCUCUUGGAUGUUCUUGCUGGAAGAAAAACUGGCGGAACUAUUGAAGGAGACAUAAGAAUUGGAGGGUAUCCUAAGAGACAAGAAACUUUUGCUAGGAUAUCAGGUUACUGUGAACAGUUCGACAUACAUUCUCCACAAAUCACUGUUGAAGAAUCUGUCAUGUAUUCAGCUUGGUUGCGUCUGCCACCUCAAAUUGAUGGAAAAACAAGAUCUAAAUUUGUUCAUGAAGUCCUCGAAACAAUUGAGCUUGACAGCAUCAAGGAUUCGUUAGUUGGGAUACAAGGGGUCAGUGGUCUGUCUACUGAGCAACGGAAACGACUAACAAUUGCAGUAGAACUUGUUUCAAAUCCAUCUAUUAUAUUUAUGGAUGAGCCAACCUCGGGUCUAGAUGCUAGAGCAGCUGCUAUUGUCAUGCGUGCAGUGAAAAAUGUUGCUGAAACAGGAAGGACAGUAGUUUGCACUAUCCACCAACCAAGUAUUGAUAUCUUUGAAGCAUUUGAUGAGCUGAUCUUAAUGAGAAGAGGGGGAGAACUGAUUUACACUGGACCAACAGGAAAGCACUCAAGUAAAGUUAUUGAAUAUUUUGAGGGCAUUUCUGGAGUACCAAAGAUUAGAGAUAACUACAAUCCAGCGACAUGGAUGUUGGAAGUCACCUCUAUGUCAAUGGAAAAGAAACUAGGAGUAGAUUUUGCAAAGAUCUACACAGAAUCGUCUCUUGACAAGGACAGCAAAGAGCUGGUUAAGCGCUUAAGCACACCACCACUGGAUUCAAAUGACCUGAGCUUUUCAACACGCUAUCCACAAAAAUUUUGGGUACAGUUCAAAGCUUGCAUUUGGAAACAAUCCUUGUCUUACUGGAGAAGUCCUUCAUAUAACAUGGUGCGGAUAUUUUUCAUCCUUGUUGCAUCCAUAAUCUUCGGAAUAGUAUUCUGGCAGCGUGGGAAGACACUAAACAAUCAACAAGAUCUAUUCAAUACAUUGGCGAUCAUGUAUCUCGCCACAAUCUUCACCGGAAUAAAUAACUGCUCGCCAGUUUUACCAUUUGUUUCUAUUGAACGGACUGUCCUAUAUCGGGAAAACUUUGCAGGAAUGUACUCUCCAUGGGCUUACUCUCUUGCACAGGUAGCCAUUGAAAUCCCCUAUGUACUCAUAGAAGUAGUACUGUUUAUGAUCAUUGCGUAUCCAGCCAUCGGUUACUACUGGACAGCCUCCAAGUUAUUCUGGUUCUUUUACACCAUGUUAUGCACAUUGCUCUACUAUGUUUACCUCGGAAUGCUGCUGGUUUCAUUGACUCCAAAUGUUCAAGUGGCUUCAAUAAUGGCUUCUGUUUGUUACACCUUGUUUAAUCUCUUUUCAGGCUUCAUUGUGCCAGGUCCUCAAAUUCCAAAGUGGUGGAUUUGGUUAUAUUACCUGAAUCCAAUGUCCUGGACAUUAAAUGGCCUAUUUAGCUCACAAUAUGGAGAUGUACAGAAGGAGAUGAUGGUGUUUGGUGAAACCAAGUCAAUAGCUUCCUUCCUAAAAGACUAUUUUGGCUUUCACCAUAAUCUUUUUGGAGUUGUUGCUGGAGUUCUUCUUGCCUUUCCUUUCAUAUACGCUACCCUUUUUGCCUAUUUUAUUGGCAAGCUAAAUUUUCAGACCAGGUAA